AUGCACUUUGGUAACAAAUAUGCAUACGCUUCUCAGCUCUUGGAAUCUCUUCCUCUUCCAAAUAUUAAGUGGAUCUGCCCAACUGCUCCUACCCGUCCUGUGGCUAUACUCGGUGGAUUUCCUUGCACUGCCUGGUUUGAAAUGGGAGAGCUUUCAGACGAUGGUCCAGAUGAUUGGGAGAGUUUAGAUGCUUCAGCAGCACAUAUUGCGAACUUGUUGUCAACUGAGCCAGCUGAUGGUACUUUCAAGGAUAAACUACUUCAAAAUGAUUAA
Messenger RNA from Prunus armeniaca (apricot), 273 nucleotides. The record is from the annotation of a GenBank genome assembly. NCBI's taxonomy places the organism in Eukaryota, Viridiplantae, Streptophyta, Magnoliopsida, Rosales, Rosaceae.